This is a messenger RNA of Sinocyclocheilus anshuiensis, 1789 nucleotides long. Its product is annotated as TGF-beta-activated kinase 1 and MAP3K7-binding protein 2-like. Bases 300 to 1451 code for a protein of 383 amino acids. Lineage: Eukaryota; Metazoa; Chordata; Actinopteri; Cypriniformes; Cyprinidae. Gene Ontology annotation, molecular function: K63-linked polyubiquitin modification-dependent protein binding; ubiquitin binding. Gene Ontology annotation, biological process: positive regulation of canonical NF-kappaB signal transduction; positive regulation of protein kinase activity. The record is from RefSeq and is a predicted model, not a curated record. The transcript is spliced from 8 exons.
GACGCCCGAAAAGUCUCGCAGAGUCUCGCGAGAGGCGCUCACUUGUACGGCCGCCAUAUUGUGUGACACUAUUUUGAUUCUUAUCUGUUGGAAGAGAGAAAGCAAGAGAGAAACUAAGCGGAGCCGAGGGGACCCGCAGAAGAGCUGUCAGAAGAGAGCGAGGCGGCGGCGGCAGCGGGAUUCGCGAGCGGAGUUGGGCCUGGUUCUGUAGCAGAUCCGCGGCGCUGACACGAAGAUGCUAAGCCAGUGCGUGUGAGCGAGUGCUGUGGUCAAGGCCGUUCUGUUUUGGCAGUAGACGAAUGGCACAGGGAAACCAGCAGAUUGACAACCAGGUUCUGCGUCACCUGCGGCAACAGUUUCCAGAGCUUCCCGAGGACGUGGUGUCCGAGUGUGUCCUGCAGAAUAAGAACAAUUUAGCUGCGUGUUGCGAGUACCUGACCAAGGUGAGUCCUGGUUUCUUGUAUAGCGAAGGCAGCCAGAGUUCGACAGAUCUUCGCAAUCACAUGACCCAGCUCAACCUCGGCAUCUCUCAGAAUACCCAUGGCGCCGUGCAGCGAGAUGUAAUGAGGAUGAAUGGCAGCAGGACUGUCACCCCCAGCGCGAGCGAUGGGCCUUUGACCGUACCAUCCUCUCUCUCCGAGUUCUACCAGCCCGAAACGCCGUCUGUGCCGGCACACACGCCCGCGAGCCUCAGCGCCUUCGCCACCAUGGAGUCCACUCGCAAGCCGCAGCCUCCUCAGCACCUGGGCCUUUACCAGGUCGGGGGCAAAGGUCACGGAUUUUUCCUCAGAUAUUCAGAUGUUCUGCAGUAUUGUUUUUGUGUGAUUAGUUUCAUUCCACGUGUAUCUGACGAUGGUCCGUGUGAACUUGCAGCUUUGCUGGUGCAUCAGAGAGCACGCAUGGAGCGACUGUGGCACGAACUGGAGCAGAAGAAGAGAAAGCUGGAGAAGCUGAAAGAAGAAGUCAACGAGAUGGAGAAUGACCUCACACGGAGACGAAUGCAGCGCUCCAACUCAGCCUGUCAGAUACCAUCUAUUAAGGAGAUGCAGCAAUUGAGGUGUAAGAAUAGACUUCUACAGAUCGAUAUUGAUUGUUUAACCAAAGAGAUUGACCUCCUUCAGACACGAGGACCAGACUUCAAUCCCAUUGCAAUUCACAAUUUUUAUGACAACCUUGGAUUCUUGGGUCCUGUACCUCCUAAACCUCCCAAAGGUCCUACGAAACCAGGAGUGGAUCUGGACAGGAGAGGGCGCAGGAUCAGCGUCAGCUCCAAGCUGAAGAGAGACCCGUCUCUCCCUCCUGUGCCUCCCGCCGAGGGCAGCCGGAGCGCCAGGCUCGUGUCGGAGCCCGAGGAGGACGACGGUGUUCAGUGGAGCUGCACUGCAUGCACCUUCCUCAACCACCCUGCCCUCAACCGCUGUGAAGAGUGUGAAUUCCCACGGCAUUUCUGAGCCACGCCUGCCCUCUCGGCCCACUGUGUGUGUGUGUUCGUCUUGUGAUGUCCACUGAAGACUGGAUGAUGUUUACAGCUCUUUGUCUCUGUACAGUGUGUGUGUGUCGUGUGUGUGUCGUGUGGGAGAUCAAGGGAAAUUUCCUGCUUGAUCCGUGAAGAGGCUCGUGUUGCCGGUGAUGUUGACACGUUUAUUUCAUCCACACGCGGUUUACAGAUGUGGCUUUGGAUGCCAGUGUGCCUUUUUCAUGGGAACUGAUCGUGACUGCUUUAUCAGUGCUGUUCCCAAAGGAUCAUGGGCGGAAUCUGCUCAACUCACAGUUCUUUUGUUUGAUGAAA